AUGGCUGAAAACGAAGAAUAUACGUUUGAAGUAAUCGACAAUGAGAACGAUGCACGUACAUGCGCGCAGCUAAUUGCCGAAGAAUUCGCUAAGCACGAACCCACAUGUAUUUUUCUUCGAACAGAACCACAAUAUUUCUUCCAAGAAGUAACAUGGCCAUUAAUAACAAGAGCACUCAAGGAAAAAUUGUCUUUUAUGGCACGGCAUCGCGCUUCAGGUGAAAUUAUCGCUGCUAUUUUUGCUCAAGAUCUUCAUAUGGCAUAUAAGGAACAUCCAUAUGAUGCUACUAGUUCUCCAGCAGCAAUACCUUUUCUCGAUUUACUCGACGAAAUGAAUGAAAUUUUUGUUUGUCGAGACUUUGGCCAAGAACUGACGCCUAACAUGGUCUUACAAAUCACAACAGGUGCAACUCGAGCGGCUCAUUGUGGCAAAGGUGUGGCUAGUCGCCUGCGUGCAUCUAUAUGUGAUCAUGCUCGAGACGCAAAAGGAUUUCAAUAUGCACUUGUGCAGGUAUCAAAUCCGGCCACUCGUCAUAUCUAUACAAAAAAGUUAGGUGGAAAAGAAUUGACAGUCAUUGACCCAAGAACAUGGUUGUGGAAGAAAAAAGAUGAUGGAUUAUCACGUCCAUACAAGGAUUAUGAAGGUGGUUCUGUACCGAAUAUUCUUCUAAAACUGGCACCUGCCGAAAAGAAGUGA
Messenger RNA from Rotaria sp. Silwood1, 696 nucleotides. The record is from the annotation of a GenBank genome assembly. NCBI's taxonomy places the organism in Eukaryota, Metazoa, Rotifera, Eurotatoria, Philodinida, Philodinidae.